Lachancea lanzarotensis is the source of this 891-nucleotide messenger RNA. Its product is annotated as LALA0S17e00320g1_1. NCBI's taxonomy places the organism in Eukaryota, Fungi, Ascomycota, Saccharomycetes, Saccharomycetales, Saccharomycetaceae. The transcript has a single exon. Bases 1 to 891 code for a protein of 296 amino acids. Gene Ontology annotation, molecular function: fatty-acyl-CoA binding. Gene Ontology annotation, biological process: fatty acid metabolic process. The record is from RefSeq and is a predicted model, not a curated record.
AUGUCAGCCGAUUCUGUGGACCAGGUCUUUGAAAAGGCUAUAGGCACAAUUCAUACCCUUUCUUCUCUCCAGGGAUACAACUCUUUGCCCAGACCUCCUGCAUUUAUACGGACCGAACUGUACGCUUUAUUCAAGCAAUCGACGGAAGGUGAUGUUGAAAAUGUGCUGCCGAGACCAGAGGGCGAUUUGAGCUCUCAAGAGCUCGUUGUGGCUAGAAAAAAAUGGGAUGCUUGGAAAACGAAAUCGGGCAUGAGUGGUACUGAAGCCAAAAAAAAGUAUAUCCAGAUGCUUAUCUCGACGAUGAGAUCGUACGCAAUGGGCACGUUAGCAGCUCGGGAAUUACUAGCAGACUUAGAGUUUCUCUGGUCGCAGGUGGCGGAUCAGAAGGGCAUGGAAGCGGACGAAAACAGUGGUAUGAUGCUUGAGCUGCAGGACGAUUUGCAAGACACCAAAUCUCUCCGGUUGCGUCGUGAAAUUUACGAAACUCUUUUUGCGCUCAACGAAAAUAGAUCCGGGCUUCCAUACUUCCGCGGUACUGAUCAUCCCAACAAAAAGAAGCCAGAAACCGAGCUGGGUUCCAGAUUGUCAAGGCUACGAAGAAUCUUGCGAUACAUGGCCGGUCUAUUGGUUCGUCAGCUUUGGGGGCUAGCCAAGAAGCUGCUCAUCAAUGGUGUACUAACGGCGGCUUUACUUUUGGCUGCAAAACAACUGGGUUUAUUCUCGCCCGUUCGCUUGGACCUGACGUUCAAUUCGGAUCGCAAGCCGCAACCUGUUGAGGGUCUUUAUUCAAAAUCACUGGCAUUGUGUCGCGAUGGAGCGGGUUGGAUCUUCAAUUAUAUCAAUCGCUUCAUGGGGUUUGGAAUUCAUCAAAUUCACAUUAGUGUGACAUGA